CAGAACAGAAACGUUUCUCCUCCUUUGGACUCUGUUCGAAUCUUCUUCUUCCUCUGCAAUCCUGAUCAGUCUCGGAUUACAUUUCUGUCACGGUCUUCUCUGCUAAUGGUCAGUCUCGGCCGUCCUCCGAUCACGCGUUCGCACUUGGGGAAGCAUAAAUUCCAGCGCAAUACCUGAGGUUCAAUGCAAACAUUGUCAUGCUUUGGGGCAUUUUAGAAGCACCGUCGAAUACCCAACUUCUGUAACUAUUGUCAGAAGACGGUGCACAUCAUCCUUGAUUGCCCAUCAAUUCAGAAUCGUCGUUGUCAGUCACCAGGGUCACGCCCCAAAGCUAGCAUUCUUUCUCACUCCCACUGCCUUUGCUGCUCAAUCCAACCCGAGUAGAUUGCUUUCUUUGGUGUUGGUGUGUCACUUUAUGUUAAUCCACCCCUCUUUGUUUCGAUAUCAGUUGUGAACCCUUAGUUACGAUUAUGAUGACAAAAAUCCAAAUUAAGGUCUUUUAAUUUUUUUUGCAUGCUAGGAUUUUAUAAUGUUUCACUCUCUUAAUAUACAUAAUAAUAAUGUUAUUCUUGUAGUUGAUCGUUUUGUUUUAGUUUCUUUCAUGAAUUUCUACACCAGAUACCCAAAAAUCCGUGCAACAAGCCAUAGGUCAUCAUUAACCCCAAAAAAAAAAAUUAUAUUAUCCAUCGAUGCAUAACUAGAAAGUGCCAGAUUUAGAGACGACUUUUUUUUCCACCUCUUUUAUUGAGACCAGCCACGACCUCCCCCUCCAAGAAAUUCAGAAACGGCAGGGCCAUCCAUCCAUGCAACCUCGCUUCUUUCUUCCUUUCCCUCAUUGCCCUGCCUCCCUCCCUCAGAAUUUUGAUUGUUCCCUUUCAUCCUUCAUUACGUGAUUUAUUAGGGAAAAGAGGUGAUCAUCGUCGUCUUGGUUGUAAAAAAAUUCUUGCGUGAUGAACUUCCGCUCCUCCGUAAUGAGGCCAAAUGUGGCUGCAAUUAUAGCCAUUGUAGCGUGUUUGUCGACGAGCAGCUUUGUUUCCGUGAAGGCUCAUUUUGAUUACAAGGACGCCUUAACCAAGUCCAUCAUCUUCUUGGAAGCUCAGAGAUCAGGAAAGCUUCCUUCAAACAACCGCGUGCCGUGGCGAGGAGACUCCGCCCUCGACGACGGUAAAGUUGUAAAUGUGGACCUAGUUGGUGGUUACUACGACGCGGGGGACAACGUGAAGUACGGGCUGCCGAUGGCGUUCACGGUGACGACCCUGGCCAUGAACGCGGUGUUCUACGGGAAGGAGCUGGAAUCGACGGGGGAAAUGCAGCACGUGCUCGAUGCUAUCAAAUGGGGGACCGAUUUCUUCCUCAAGGCCAGCACCAAGCGCGACCGCCUCUACGUCCAGGUCGGGGACCCGGUCCUUGACCACGAGUGUUGGGCCCGGCCCGAGACCAUGAAGACACCACGGCCCGUACUCAAGAUCGACCAGAGUGACGCCGGUACCGAGAUUGCCGCCGAGGCUGCCGCCGCCUUUGCUUCUUCCUCCAUGGUUUUCAGAAGCUGCAACAAGACCUAUUCUCGCCUCCUCCUCAACAAGGCCAAAACCAUGUUCAAAUUUGCGAAAGCGCACAAGGCAACUUUCGACGGUGAAUGCCCCUUCUAUUGCUCUUUCUCAGGCUACAAUGAUGAGCUGAUGUGGGCAGCGACGUGGUUGUACAUGGCCACCAAGAACGAAACUUACUUGAAGUACCUGCAGGAAGACGCCAUUAGCGGUUGUGUUGCCGAGUUCAGCUGGGAUCUCAAAUACGCCGGCUCCCAGAUUCUAUUGGCCAAGCUAUUCUACGAAGGGGAGAAGAGCAUGGAGCAGUACAAAACCCAAGCAGAAAGCUACGUCUGCUCCAACCUGCCACAGAGCCCGUACCACCAAGUCUACAUAACCCCCGGCGGCAUGAUCCACCUCCGCGACGGCGCCAACUCACAGUACGUGACCGGAGCGGCGGCGCUCUUCUCCAUCUACAGCGACAUCCUGAAGAAGAACAACCAGAAGGUGUGCUGCGGGGGCCAGCAGUUCGACUCCGAGGCCCUCAUGGGCUUCGCCAGGCAGCAGAUGGACUACAUCCUGGGCGCCAACCCGGAGAAGCGCUCCUACAUGGUGGGCUUCGGUGCCAACCCGCCGGUCCAGGCCCACCACCGCGGCGCGUCCAUCCCUUGCACCGCUCCCGACACCGUCAGCUGCCCCAUGAGCUUCGUCCAGUACUUCAACAAGGACGCGCCCAACCCGAACGAGCUCACCGGCGCCAUCCUUGGUGGGCCCGACAAGAACGACGUCUUCCAUGAUAAGAGGUGGGAGUCGGUGUUUACCGAGCCGUGUACCUAUGUCAACUCCCUCGCCGUCGGGGUGCUCGCCAAGCUCGCCGCUUGCCCAACGAAUCAGUGAUGAUUGUCAGAGUCCCCUUUUCCUUCAGUUCGUGUGCCAAAACGUCGACGUUUGUUUUAUCAUUUAAUAAGUAUUGUUGUUUCUUCUACGUAUUCCGACUUGUUUUUUUUUUCUCAUUAAUACUGACUGGUCAAUUGGAUUGAUUGAUUAAUUGGAUAAAUUGAUUAGCCACCUCCACCCUUGUUUGUGUUUAGUGUUGUGUGCUAGUUCAAGCCACUAAUCAUAUUUAAACCUCCCUCUUGAAUUCCAAUGUACUUUUGUGCGAGAAAUAUGGUUUUCCAUUUCUUUAGAAAUCGGAAUUUUGAGCAAUCAAUAUGUUAAUGAGGGAGAGAGGAAAGUAAACUUGAAGACGUGAUAGAAUCACUUUGUUCAGGGUGUUUAUAUUUUCCACUACAAUAUGUUGGCAAUAAUCAGACAUAUCAAUUUUAGGAGUCUAUUCAAACCAAAAAUAUCAGAUCAGUGACUUUAAGAUUUUGAUGAUUUGAGAGUUUUUGAGAAGGAAACUGAAAACAAGAUGAACCGUCGAAAGACUUUUGCCACAUCAAUAAACUUUAUAUUGUGACUGAAAAGAACAUUCAUAGUCAGGGGAAGGUGAUCCCACCAAUACAAAGAAAGGAAGGGAUGAUUGACCACAUGACUGAAAAACUAGACAACAAGAAGGAGCGACAAUAUAAAAGAAAGAAAAAAAAUCAACCACGCAAGUCCAGGAGAGCACAUGACCAUGCCUUCUGCCAACAAACACGAACCAGCUACAAGAAGUACAUGAGACAUACUUUCGUGAAGUAGGGCAUUGGACAAUGCAUAGUUGAAAUAGCAGCGAGUGAAAGGGGGAUCAGUAGACUACUAGACUUCAUUCCUAUGAAUCAGCAUAACAACGCAACAACAGCUCCAAACAAUCACUCUCUAAUCAGACUCUUAGAAAGUAGAACAGUAAAUGGGUGAAGACCUACUUCCCAAGAACUAGUAUCUACCAAUUAAUCCUAUUGCCUGACCAUCGAGUUAUAGUGUAUGGAAGAAGGGAUUAUUAGUAUUUUCCUCCUAAAACUCGGCCAAAGGUGUGGUGGUACCACUGAGGCUCGAAUUUCUUGACUUGGGGACGAAGUAAGGAAUACUCAUGAAUCAACUAUUGGCUUAGGCUAGCAGGGGUAGGGCCGCCGAGGAUUCUCCUCUCAUUUGGCCCACAAGUAACCUCUCCAUAGGUUUUCAGCGCGACUUAUUGAGUAUUGGCCUGAGACGAUUAGACCCGUCAUAUGGUCUCUGUGACUUCCUUUGCAGGUUUCGCCUGAAAUUUCUCCGGUAGACUCCUCUUGGGAUCAUAUGAAGACCUCAUGAAGGCUUUUCCUCCAUUGGGAUUUGUUUAACGGAUGAUUCAUGAAUCAUCCUUGAUCUUCUAGCAAUUACCACUUUGAUUCUCCAACUUGAUCCAAGUGUUGAACAAAAUCAUCCUCGAUUGCAUUUUACUUUGAAAAGCACGAAACUGUAGGAAAAAGCACAAAAAGAUGAUAAAACACAACCUAAGUCUAUUAUAAAUAUAUUGAUCAAAUAGUUAUAAAUUACAUAUAUAACAUAAUAAAAUCUACUAAAGAUGCAUUGCCAUAAUGGAAAAUGGAUCAAAUAAGGGUAGUGAUAAAUACUAUAAUUUGAGCUUAGGGGAACAUCGGUGAUAUUCCUUUAUUCAUCCCCAAAAUAAGAAAUCCAAGUCCCAUUGGUAUCAAGAAGCGGUUGGUCGCAUUUUAGGAGGAACCCCCCCCCCCCCCCCCCAACUACUAGUUCUUCCACUAUAAAUAUAGGGUUAGUUUGAGGGAUUCAGUAGGCUGUAAAAACUAAAAAAAAUUACUUUGUCAAACUCAAGCAAUGAGCCACUCGGUUUGGAGAAAUUAGCAUUCAUAGUAGGAUACAACAAAGGAGAUGCAUUCAUCAUUGAUAGUGAUAUCAUCUUUCUCUUCUAUGUAUUGUAAGUUCAAUUUCGUUGUUAAGGAUGUUAAUUCUAUUGAUGCUUAUAACAUCUUUUUCUAUGAUAUGAUGAUAUGUUUUUAUUCAUUUUUAUCUAUGUUAUUUGAAGUUUGUUUCAUUAGAUGCUCGUGUCAUGUGAUGCUAAUACCUGUUGAAUGCCUAUAUCAUGAGAUGUUUAUGAUAUUCGAAUGCUUUAAUUAUACGACGAUUUAAUUAUGCAAUGCUUACUACAUCUAUUAUGUUCGUUUACAAUGUUGCUUAUAAAAUAUUGUAUGUUGCAUGGGAACCUAACUUAUGUGAUAUGUUAUUGUCUUAGGCGUGUAUAUAAACUAAGAGUUUAGAUUAAAUACUUUUAUGCGCAAGAAGAUUACAUAAAAUUGGGAUAGUCGAGCAGGGAGCAUUCUAAAUUUGUCUUUACCUAGACCUGGGUUCCAAUUUGGCGAAUUGCAAAUAUUUUGUGCUUCUUUAAUUAUUAAAAAAUUAUAGGCAUUGCUAUUCGUGGUCCUAAAUUAAUUAAUUUUACUUUAAUACCCUUAACAAAUUCUUUCCAACUACGUUACAUCGGCGACAGGGUUUCUGCUGGGGUUGACGACGAAUCGGGAGGAGAAGGCGCAUAACUGGAAGUACUCCUCGUCGUCGUUGAGCAGGUCCGGUCGAGUGUCGUACCGGCACUAGAACGACGGUUGUCGUAUUGUUGCAGGGGCCGCGGUGGUUUUUGUCCUAGGUGGUGGCGAUGGUGCAAUCAACGGCGGCGGUUCUGGCCUCUGCCACAAAUGAAGCCAAGCUUUUUUUUUUUAUAGAUGAAAGUGAAUUUUAUUGCCUUUCUAAUACAUCAGAAGUGUACAUGGAGAAAGGGAACAAAAGGGAUACAAAAGAGAGAAGGCUAAAAGCACGCAUACAUAACAGGUAAAGAAGAAAACAGAGAAGGCAGAGCGAAAACCACCACCGGAGCCAAGCUUGUUAAUGAAGAGGAAGUCUGUCGAGAAGAUGCGGCGGCGGCUGCACCAAAAGGAAUGGGGUAAGAGUGUCAAUUUUAUGCAUUUUAGUGCGAUAAAAUUUGAAAUUUAGGGCGACGAAUAGCAAUUCAGAAAAUUAUUUAAUCAAAUGGUCCAUUUAGUCCUUCAACUUCUACAUUAUCUUCUACAAGUCUUGUGCUUUUAAGCUAGAUCAAUCAAGUUUUCCAACUUUUAAAUUCUUAUGUUUAAAGAUUCUAUAAUUUGAUUUGAACUUUCCAUAUUAGGUCAAUCAACUUUUUUAACUCUUAAAUUUGUAUGUUAACGAUUCUUUUGAUCAUAUAAUUAAUUAAGUUUUUCAAACAAUAAUUUAAAAGGAACUAAAUUUUUGUUGUGCAUGGGAAGAAAGUGAGUUCAACUCGCGAACGAUUGGAAAAUGAAGGACUAAUCCUUUUGCAAAGAUAUAUUUUCAAACAUUAAAUAUUAAAAAUAUGUUACAAAUGAAAAUGCAUGAUUGAUUUUAUUCGUAAUUUACUCAUUUAUUCUACACAUAACAUGUUCUAAAUUUAAAUGAGAGUGAUUUUAUUAUCUUUAAUAAUACUUUUAUCUUUAU
Linum trigynum is the source of this 5942-nucleotide messenger RNA. NCBI's taxonomy places the organism in Eukaryota, Viridiplantae, Streptophyta, Magnoliopsida, Malpighiales, Linaceae. The record is from the annotation of a GenBank genome assembly.